Eupeodes corollae is the source of this 1455-nucleotide messenger RNA. RefSeq names its product cleavage stimulation factor subunit 1 (gene CstF50). The transcript has 3 exons. Lineage: Eukaryota; Metazoa; Arthropoda; Insecta; Diptera; Syrphidae. Bases 91 to 1371 code for a protein of 426 amino acids. Gene Ontology annotation, biological process: mRNA 3'-end processing. The record is from RefSeq and is a predicted model, not a curated record. Gene Ontology annotation, cellular component: mRNA cleavage stimulating factor complex. Gene Ontology annotation, molecular function: protein binding; RNA binding.
CGUCCAUUUUUGUUUAUAUAGUGCAAAUUAAAUACUCCAGAAGCAGAAAAAGACAACAGCUUAAAAUUUAAAAUAAAAAAAGAUACCACCAUGAAAGACACAGAAAUUUUAGAUCCUAGAAAUCUAGUGAAAAACAGAGAAGUACUUUACCGUCUUAUUAUAGGGCAACUUAUGUACGAUGGCUUGGAAAAGUUUGCCAAAGAGCUCUCGCUUUUGGUCAAAGCCGAUGAAUGCUCACCCACAGAGCAAUUACUUCACAUCAUGAUUGCCGGCAUGCAGGCAACUUCUAUUGCAAAAGAAAACAACGUUUAUGAUGAUGUCUUACCUGGAAUCGAUCUUGAAUUUGAACCUGAGGGUUCAUCAUUGGCUCCUGAGCCGGCUUCUUAUGAAACUGCUUAUGUCACAUCUCACAAGCAAUCUUGUCGUGCCGGAGCAUUCAGUCAUGAUGGACAAUUAGUGGCAACAGGUAGUGUCGAUGCUAGUAUCAAAAUUCUUGAUGUAGAUCGUAUGCUUGCGAAAUCGGCGCCGGAAGAUUUGGAGCCAGGAAGAGAGCAACAAGGACAUCCAGUUAUUCGAACCCUCUACGAUCACACCGACGAAGUUUCGUUUCUCGAAUUCCAUCCUAAAGAACACAUCUUGGCAUCAGGUUCUCGUGAUUGCACCGUCAAACUCUUCGAUAUAGCUAAACCAUCAGUUAAGAAGGCUCACAAAGUUUUCACUGAUUGUGAGCCAGUAUCUUGUUUGUCUUUCCAUCCGACUGGGGAUUAUAUUGUAGUGGGCACGGAGCAUCAUGUGCUGAGAGUCUUCGAUGUACAGACAGCGCAGUGUUUUGUAAGUGCAAUUCCCUCACAACAACACAAGGCAGCAAUUUCUUGUGUGAAAUACGCCCCAACAGCCAAGUUCUAUGCCAGUGGAAGUGUCGAUGGCAGCAUUAAGCUGUGGGAUGGGGUCAGUGGUCGAUGCAUCAAUACAAUUGCCGAUGCACAUUCCGGGGCUGAAAUUUGUUCACUUCAGUUUUCAAGAAAUGGAAAGUAUCUGUUGUCAUCUGGAAAGGAUUCCAUUGUUCAUUUGUGGGAAUUGUGUACCAGUCGCAGUAUUCAAACUUAUACUGGUGCUGGUACAACUGGCAAGCAAGAACACAACACACAGGGGGUAUUCAACCACACAGAAGACUAUGUAAUGUUUCCUGAUGAGGCCACGACAUCUUUGUGCUCUUGGAACUCUAGAAAUGCGGGUCGCUUGAAUCUUAUGUCGUUGGGACACAAUGGGCCUGUACGUUACAUAACACACUCGCCUAACUCACCUGCGUUUUUGACAUGUUCCGAUGAUUAUAGAGCAAGAUUUUGGUACAGAAGAGCUUCUAACCAAUAAGGAGUAUUUAUAAAGAUGUUUUCAUUUGCAAAUAAUUCACAAUGUCAUCUGUUAAUCACAAUAAAGAAACAUCAGUUUUAUAAA